Candidula unifasciata is the source of this 870-nucleotide messenger RNA. The record is from the annotation of a GenBank genome assembly. NCBI's taxonomy places the organism in Eukaryota, Metazoa, Mollusca, Gastropoda, Stylommatophora, Geomitridae.
AUGGUUUCAUCACUAAUGCGAUACUUACCAAAGACUGGAAGCGACAUUUGCGCUUUCACGUUUUUACUGUUUUCAAUUCAUAGCAUCGGCAUUUUUGAACUGUUUAUUGUCCUACCUUCGAUCUACCAUUCGCAGUCGCAUGCCACACCCACUGGGGGAUUUUCAUUAUAUUAUUUUCAUGUUUUCAUGGGUUUUUAUAUUUAUUUUAAUGUCAUGCUGAACCUGUACUUAAUUAUAACAACAAACACAUCUAUCAAAGGCAGAAUGCUACCAUCCAUCAUUAGACCAGGAUGGCGAUUCUGUGCAGUUUGCGAAAGUAACUCGCCCCCCAGAUCAUUUCACUGUUUCACAUGUAAAACUUGUAUUCUGAAAAGGGACCAUCACUGCACGUUUACUGGGAACUGCAUAGGAUUAUACAAUCACAGAUACUAUGUCAGCCUCGUUUUCUAUAUGUGUUUAGCUUGUGCUUAUUCUUGUGUUUUGAACUUUGACUUUGUGUACCACCUGUUUGGAACUGUGUCUGUGAAAUCCAUUCUUACAAUAAUGUUUCCAAUGAUAUCGUGGAUCUUUUAUAGUGGAGAUUCCAUGACAAAUGUUCAGGUUUUCAUGACUUCAUUAUGCCUGGUUGGAUUCUUUCUUACUGGUGGUCUCUUUGUGUACCACAUUGUAAACAGUAUCAAUGGACAGAUUGUGCAUGAAAGAACUUACAACAUCAAGACUUAUAACCUGGGAUGGAAAGAAAAUCUGGCUCUGUUGCUUGGCAAAAGGUGGAGAAUUGCUUGGUUGUGUUCUUUGAUAAAGUCACCGGUACCAUCUGACGGAUUGCAGUACAUCACCCGAGAGCAAUAUGAGUCUCUAAAGACAAUGUGA